AGCCCCUGCGAUGGCUCUGUAGCCGCGAUCCCUCCGAGACCCCUGCCCGUCUCUGCGCUCACCACGCCUGCGUUCUCCGCUCCCACCUUCUUUCUUCAGCCGAGGCCGCCGCUGCCUCUCCUUUCAGCAGCCAUGGAGUCCUCCACUUUCACCGUGGUGCCUGUCUUCGCCCAGCUCAGCUACCUCCAGAGCCUCCUCCCAGUUGCUGGUGCAGCUUCCUUCAUUGCCAUCCGCGCCCCACACCUGUGCUGCAGCCAUGUCACUCCUGGCGACCCUGGGACUGGAGCUGGACAGGGCCGUGCUCCCAGCUGGCGGCCUGGGUUGGCUCGUAGACUAUGGGAAACUCCCCCUGGCCCCUGCCCCCCUGGGUCCCUAUGAGGUCCUUGGGGGAGCCCUGGAGGGCGGGCUUCCAGGGGGGGGAGAGCCCCUGGCAGGUGAUGGCUUCUCUGACUGGAUGACUGAGCGGGUUGACUUUACCGCCCUCCUCCCUUUGGAGCCCCCCUUACCCUCAGGUGCCCUCCCCCCACCGUCCCCACCCCCACCUGACCUAGAAGCCAUGGCAUCCCUCCUCAAGAAGGAGCUGGAGCAGAUGGAAGACUUCUUCCUUGAUGCCCCGCUUCUCCCACCUCCCUCCCCAUCACCACAUCUGCCUCCGCUGCCUCCGCCACCACCACCACCGCCGCCACCACCACUGGCAUCCUCCCUUCCUCUCCCCCUCCCCCUCCCUGCCUUUGACCCCCCCCAGCCCCCUGUCCUGGAUACCCUUGACUUACUGGUCAUGUACUGCCGCAACGAGGCUGGGCAGGGGGAUGUGGGGUUGGCUCCCCUUCCCCCAGCACAGCAGACCCCUCCUCCACCUCCACCCUCUCGCCCGGCCCCCUACCCCAAUCCUGCCACUGCCCGAGGGGACCGCAAGCAAAAGAAGAGAGACCAGAACAAGUCAGCUGCUCUGAGGUACCGCCAGAGGAAGCGGGCGGAGGGUGAGGCCCUGGAGGGUGAGUGCCAAGGGCUGGAAGCACGGAACCGGGAGCUGCGGGAGAGGGCUGAGUCUGUGGAGCGGGAGAUCCAGUAUGUCAAGGAUCUGCUCAUUGAGGUGUACAAGGCCCGAAGCCAGAGGACCCACAACAGCUAGAUGGGCAGGGGCUUUGGCCUGUAGGGGACGCUGGUCUUCAGUUCUGGCUCACCUCUGUCUCUGAGGCUGAGGUGGGAGGGUCCCUCCAUCCUCCCUCUGCCUCCAGCUGCUUUCCAACCUCCCCCUUUCUCCUUUUAUCCUCGUGUCCUCUCUUGUGCAUUUCUGAUUUUGCUCCCCUUCUCCCUCCCCAGUACCAGGGCAUGCUUGGCCUUCUCAGGUGACAGCUGAGGGAGGGAGGCCCCUGGGGAGUUCAGGGAGUAGGGGAGAGCUUGGAAACCUGGUCUCUGGAACAGCAGACUGAGGCCUGGAGCUGUGCAGAAUGACCCCAGAUGAGGGCAGGAGGGCUGCCUGGGGAGUAAGUCGGGGAGAGUGUUAAGAAUGGCACCCAUUUAGUAAGCAAAAGAAGCAAGCCAGGUGACCCUGGGAAACUACAUUUGGUCAGGGAGCCCAAGGGUGGCCAAGUUCAAAGAGCUGGUGGCUGUGGAGGUGGGGGCAGGAAGCAGGCAGGUGGGUGUGGCCAUAGUUGGCAAUUGGGUGUCCCUUUUAGCUCUGGGGGGAGAUCAAUGUUUGGUGAAGGUGCUGGGGCAGGGCUGCGUCUAGUUGAGGGAGGUCGGGGAAGUGAUUGAUCCUUUGGGGGCUUGUGGCAGAAAUAAAAUGAGGAAUUUCUUCC
This is a messenger RNA of Phyllostomus discolor (pale spear-nosed bat), 1802 nucleotides long. It is a transcript of the gene ATF5, whose product is annotated as activating transcription factor 5. The coding region runs from base 257 to 1132 and encodes 291 amino acids. NCBI's taxonomy places the organism in Eukaryota, Metazoa, Chordata, Mammalia, Chiroptera, Phyllostomidae. The transcript is spliced from 3 exons. The record is from RefSeq and is a predicted model, not a curated record. Gene Ontology annotation, molecular function: RNA polymerase II transcription regulatory region sequence-specific DNA binding; DNA-binding transcription activator activity, RNA polymerase II-specific. Gene Ontology annotation, cellular component: nucleus. Gene Ontology annotation, biological process: regulation of transcription by RNA polymerase II.